This is a messenger RNA of Pseudopodoces humilis (Tibetan ground-tit), 2354 nucleotides long. It is a transcript of the gene NOAZFP, whose product is annotated as nucleolar atypical zinc finger. The record is from RefSeq and is a predicted model, not a curated record. NCBI's taxonomy places the organism in Eukaryota, Metazoa, Chordata, Aves, Passeriformes, Paridae. Gene Ontology annotation, molecular function: zinc ion binding. Gene Ontology annotation, cellular component: nucleus.
UCUUGCGGCUUAAGUGCUCGAACAAGCGAAGCGGUGUCCGGCUCCCCCGUGGCCAGGUGCCGGGAAACGCGGAGCACGGCGACCCAGAUAGUGAAACAUGCCUAAAAAAAAGACUGGUGCUCGUAAGAAAGCUGAGAACCGUCGGGAACGUGAGAAGCAGAUAAGGGCUUCACGAGACAACAUAGACUUGGCCAAACAUCCUUGUAAUGCUUCAAUGGAAUGUGAUAAGUGCCAAAGACGACAGAAGAAUAGAGCUUUUUGUUACUUCUGUAAUUCUGUUCAGAAAUUGCCCAUUUGUGCACAAUGUGGAAAAACCAAAUGCAUGAUGAAGUCUUCAGACUGUGUUAUAAAACAUGCUGGUGUGUACAGUACUGGACUAGCUAUGGUGGGUGCAAUCUGUGAUUUCUGUGAAGCCUGGGUGUGUCAUGGGAGGAAGUGUCUCAGCACCCAUGCAUGUAUGUGCCCUCUGGCAGAUGCAGAAUGCAUUGAGUGUGAAAGAAGUGUCUGGGACCAUGGAGGCAGAAUAUUUGCCUGUUCUUUUUGCCAUGAUUUCCUCUGUGAAGAUGAUCAGUUUGAACAUCAAGCCAGCUGCCAAGUUCUGGAAGCAGAGACAUUUAAAUGUGUCUCCUGUAACAGGCUGGGACAGCAUUCCUGCCUGCGUUGUAAGGCUUGUUUUUGCGACGAUCAUGUGCGAAGUAAAGUUUUCAAGCAGGAAAAAGGGAAAAAGCCUCCUUGCCCUAAAUGUGGCCAUGAAACUCAGCAGACAAAGGAUCUGAGCAUGUCAACACGCUCUUUGAAGUUUGGCCGACAGACUGGAGGAGAAGAUGCAGAUGGAGCUUCUGGUUAUGAUGCCUACUGGAAAAACCUUUCCUCCAGCAAGACUGGGGAUGCAGGCGACCGUGAGGAUGAAUAUGAGUAUGAAGCAGAAGAUGAUGAUGAAGAUGACAAUGAUGAGCGAGGGAAGGAUUCAGAUUCUGAGGCCACAGAUGUAUUCAGCAAUUUGAAUUUAGGAAGGACCUAUGCUAGUGGGUAUGCACAUUAUGAGGAAUCAGACGAUUAAGCUUAGUAUGCUGGUAAACUAAAAACAUUUUGAAGGAGUCAAGCAAUGCUUCACUGAAUUGUGUACAUGCCAGUAGGAUAGCUCUAUCAGGUACUUACACAUCACAGUUAGAGAAUAAAGAGUGUGGGACUUCUGCAGUAAGUUCGAUGGACAUUUUUCCUGUAGAUGAACUGAUGUUGGGUUUGGGAAUGGGGGAGAAAAUCAGGGUAAUUUUAUUUCCCUAAACAACAGAAUAGUUUUGUCCUUGGGUAUAAUGGUUCAAUGCCAUUUUCUCCUAUCAACACAGGAAUGUGGGACAGCUGUAGAACUUGCUUCCAUUUGCCCAUCAGAAAUUAAGUUAUUUUUUACAAUAAUUUUGUUAACUGAUUUCAUACACUAAUGCAGUGGUGGGUUGGUGACUGCAUUUUCUUUGGUCUGCACAAUAAAAGUCAACUGUAUUCUCUAAUGAACUGUCAUAAAUAUUGAUCUCCCUUGAAUAGUUGGAAAGCAGGUUGUAUACAAAGUGUAAAUUGACACUGAAAUUACUUCCUUGUUUAUGUCAGUAUGGCAGAUCAAUGUAGUUCCCUGUGUAUUUGCAUAUCAUCUUUUCGGUUUUUCUUAUUAGCUAUUAAUUGCUUGGGCUAUAUAUAGUCAUUAUAUGAGCACUCCAGAUAAUCAAAACUUUUAUGGAAAUAAAAUGUUAGUAUCCUCUCUGCCACAAAAAUCUGUAAGGCAAUUUCCCAUUAGAUGAAAGGGAGACUGGUUUCAUCUGUACCUAGCCUUCUCUUUUCCUUGCAUAUGAUAAGAAAAAAAAAUACUAGAUAGGAGGCAACGCCAUAUAUGAGCUGAGAAGGUGAGAAAACAUGGGGGGUUCAAAAUGCUGGGUUCAAAUACUGUUCUGUGCAAGCCUGCCAGUACAAGGCAAUUGAUCAGCACUUCUGAGCUGUGACACCUGCAGAAGUGUUUGCAGUGGUUCUAGUUUGAAAGUAAACAUGUUAAUUGCCCAUCUACAGAUCUAAGUGAUGGCAUUUAUUUUCUCUAUGUAGGGGAAUGUUUUACAGCAGACAGGUCAUGAUACAAGGGCAACCACCGAGAGUGUUGCUUCAGCUUUCUAAGUGCCAUGCUUUAAUGCAAGAGAGCCCUUUUUGUUAUCUGUCAAAUACCUGAACUGAUUAUAUCAUUACCUGCUUUUGUGGUGUUUCCCUACUUUUUCGUAACAGCUAAAGGUCAUGUGUUGUUGGCAGAGCAUACCCUAUUGAGAGUAAUUUUUAAUGAUGUUAGGAUUGCCAAAUGAACAUUUCGUAGCAAAACAGGA